CGUUUUUGCAUGCAAGGAUCGGAGACGUGUCAAUACCCGAAUUGACUCUCUACCUGACGCGAGCAAAAUCUACAGUCGAAGAUGAAUCUUCUUCAAAGAAGAAUCGGAGGUGCAUGGUUCUUCACGAUGAUCGUUUUGGCGUUUGUAUCGAAAAUUGAAAGCUUAACCGCUGACGAGAAGGAUCAAAUGGAGAAAGGCUUGACUGCUGGGAAGGAAAUACUUGGGUACAUUAAAGAUAGAAAAUUUACUCAAACUAUGACAAUAUUAGCUGAUUCAGCCAGCCAAUUUUUGGGUGCAUUGGGGCCAUUUGUUAGUUUUGUAAUGACCUUUGUUUCGGGUGAUUCUGCUGAGCUAACCUACAUGAAAGAAAUGAUGAAAGAAAUUGAUAGACGAUUUGGUAUGGUCGACUCGAAGCUUGAAGAUAUCCAAGCAUUGAUUGAAUGGUCAAACUUUGAAAGGAGUCUCCGACAAAUCGAACUAAAUGUUCAAACGAUGGACAGAAUAUACAAAAACUUUUAUGAAUUUGAAGGAUUGGCUUCAGAUAAAAAGCGUGAUUUUAGCAUUUCAUAUGAAUCAUCAUAUGAUCUCAGUGGAUCAAAAUUAUAUGAGCUGGCUGUUAAAGAAAGUUCGUUUACCGACAGUCUCAGCGUAGCAAUUAUGAAAAAAACAAAAUACGACCGCAAACAGACAAACGAUUAUCUUCUUGGGAUUCUCAAGAUCAUCUUGCAAGGUAUGCGAAUUGAACUUGCCUAUUCCGAAAUGCAAUAUGGCGGAACAUUUUAUAAUUCACAGCGAAAAGAAUGGGAAAGGAGGAUUGUCGUAGUAUCUGAAAAAUUCAAAGAGAUUGAUGACACUGUAACAAAAGCGUUCCUCGAGCAGUCAAAAAAGGACACCAAAAAAAUUGCUCUUGACAACCGGCCUAAUUCCAUGGGUAACUUAGAUUUUAGCGUCAAGGUGUGUAAUAAGUUAAAAGAAAAGUAUUACUGGCGAGAUUGGUUUUGUGCAGUAUGGGAUGACGAUGUUUCUUCAAACGAAUUCAGUUACACAUUGUGUGGAGGCUUUUUUCUUCGUUGGGAGUAUGGACGCAACAUCCUUGUGUCUAGCCGAGACAAAACUGCUCCAAGAAUGAACGUAGCCAAUGCUAAGGCAGAGUUGAACAAGUUUGAGUUUAUACUUUAUGUGGGUAUUAGGUAUGAUGGUACAAAGAUAAUCAAAGAUUUCUCGAAAGCCAAUCCAAUUUUUGACGUAAUAAACGUAAAUAAUGCAUGUUGUAUCGCUGUUAUUAAAAAGCAUGCUAAUACUUACUGGCAUAAGUCAGAUUACACUCGACUUGCAACUAAAGACUUGUACUAUUCCUGGUGGCUUGUUAUAUUUGGUUAAACAGUUGAAAAAAUUUAUGUAACAAAAACUUCAAAUAGUUCUUUGAAAAAUUAUCGGACAAAUAAUGAGGUCAACAAUGACAAUAUAGAUUAAGGAUGCUGAUCAAAUAAAAUUAUAUAUUUUUAGUAUUUCUGUAGAAUCUCCACAUAAUCAUAUUUUUGGGCUGCUUCACAUUCGGACAUUAAAUGCUUUUUAACUAUUGCAACGGUUUAUGCAUUUGACCAUCGCUGUGUUUUACGGAUAUGAACAUUGCUACGUUUUACGAAAAUUAGCAUUGCUAUGUUUACGGAUAUGACCCUCGCUACUUUUUACGGAUAUGACCCUCGCUACGUUUUGCGAAUAUGAUCAUUGCUAUGUUUACGGAUAUGACCCUCGCUAC
Owenia fusiformis is the source of this 1759-nucleotide messenger RNA. The record is from the annotation of a GenBank genome assembly. NCBI's taxonomy places the organism in Eukaryota, Metazoa, Annelida, Polychaeta, Sabellida, Oweniidae.